CAAAUCAUAACCCACCAGGCGUGCCGCCACAUCUCCUCCGCCACGAGUCCUUUACUACAAAUAGACCUUCGCUCGCUGGUUACUUACCCCAGGUUAUUAUUGCUGUUUUACUGUGCGCCACGUGAUACUACUCCUGGUUUUUGCAGGCUAACUCCAACAACCACCACCAAUGACUAUUCACCAGAAAAUCCCCCUUUGGCUCGACUGUGACCCUGGCAACGACGAUGUGUUCGCCAUCCUCCUUGCCAUCUUCAGUCCUCGCUUCCAGUUGCUUGGUAUUUCCACUGUCCACGGUAACGCUUCAGUGAAGGCCACCACCAAAAACGCCUUGGGCUUGUUGGACGUGCUCAAGGUAGACGACGUCAAGGUGUACCAAGGGCUGGAAAAGCCGCUAGUCAACGCCCCCAAGUACGCUGCGCAUGUCCACGGCAAGACUGGUGUGGGAGGCGCCGUUUUGCCCGAGAAUCCUACUGUCCAAGAGAGCACAGACAUGUCGUACCUUGACGCCAUGAAGAAGGCCAUCUUGGACCAUGAGAACGAGAUCGUAGUGGCAUGCACCGGCACCAUGACUAACUUAUCCAAGCUCAUCAGCCAGUAUCCCGAACUCAAAGCCAAAAUUAGGUACGUGGCUGCCAUGGGAGGGUGUAUUGACGGUGGAAACGUUACCCCAUACGCCGAAUUCAACUUCAACGCCGACCCCCAUGCUGCCAGCCAUGUCGUGCAAGAGUUGGGCGACAAGAUCAUCUUGGCACCCUUGAACAUCACCCACACUGCCAUGGCUCUGGAGCCUGUCAGACAGAGAAUGUACCAGGCCGACUCCGAGCUCGAUUCGCCAAUCAGAAAGUUGUUCUAUGACGUGGUCAUGUUCUUCUACGAUAAGUACCAGAUCAGAUACGGACCCAUGGCAGGACCUCCUGUGCACGAUCCUUUGGCGUUAUUUUUGGUCCAGGCAUUCAUAGAUGAUGACGAAAAGUACAACUUCGUCUAUGAAAGAAGAAAGAUGGAAGUGAUAGAGGAAGGAGAACGUGAAGGCUCGUCCGUUAUUGUCGAAGGAGAAGGAGGCGUCUACAUUGGUAAGAGCAUCAACGUGGAUAUGUUUUGGGAUUCCGUUUUGCAAGCGUUGGCUGAUGCAGUCAAGCAUGUGGAGAGCAGAUCAUAAACUGAACUACCAUUGUUCGAGAGGGAUCAAAGAUACUAAACAAAAAAUUGCACAGAUAACUAAAAAACCGUUAGUCGAGAGUAAUCGAAGAUACUAAUCUGAAGAAUUAGCUCAGUCGGCUAAUCCGAAUUACAACUAGCAUAAAUCACAGAAGGAUACACUUUUAUAGAAUUAAUUCAUGUUCGAAUCCAA
Molecule: messenger RNA, 1351 nt
Organism: Suhomyces tanzawaensis NRRL Y-17324
Lineage: Eukaryota; Fungi; Ascomycota; Pichiomycetes; Serinales; Debaryomycetaceae
Product: trifunctional uridine nucleosidase/nicotinamide riboside hydrolase/nicotinic acid riboside hydrolase
Exons: 1
Coding region: 170-1159 (329 amino acids)
Biological process (GO): purine nucleoside catabolic process
Cellular component (GO): cytosol
Molecular function (GO): purine nucleosidase activity
Source: RefSeq, a predicted model, not a curated record